Molecule: messenger RNA, 8441 nt
Organism: Phlebotomus papatasi
Lineage: Eukaryota; Metazoa; Arthropoda; Insecta; Diptera; Psychodidae
Gene: dsd
Product: attractin
Exons: 7
Coding region: 79-3918 (1279 amino acids)
Cellular component (GO): Golgi apparatus
Molecular function (GO): protein binding
Source: RefSeq, a predicted model, not a curated record
AGUCAGGGGGAGAGACAAAAACGAAAUUGUCAGUGAAAUCUGUCAAUAUGUGUCCAAAAUGGUAGAAGUAAAGAAAAAAUGAUGUUUCAAUUCAUCUAUUUAGCAAAAUAUCGCCGAAAAUGUGUCUGGUUUUCACCAAUGUUGUGUACCCUGGUGCUCUGGAGCUUUUUGCUAGUGAACCUUUGUGUACAAGUGGCCAGCAAGUGCAGUGAGCUCGAUGAAGAUACAAAUGGCUCUUGUAUGAAUGGCGGAUUUUGUCGGAAUGGGAGUUGUGUCUGUCCUGAAGGUUGGCAAGGUACCGAAUGCCAAUUUUGUGGGGGAAAAGUCAGACUCACCCAACCCUGGGGCAACAUUCACGAUGGCAUUGGCAAUUACUCCAUUGGGGUGAAGUGCAGCUGGCUGAUUGAUGCCCGAGACCAUGGUCCAAUGGGACAUUCUCUCACCAAGGGCAUCUCCCGGAGGGCCUCUAGCAUCCGGAUUCACCUUGAGGAGUUUGCCACAGAGUGCGGAUGGGAUCAUCUGUACGUCUACGAUGGAGAUAGUGUGGAAUCUCCGUUACUAGCUGUUUUUAGUGGCCUCAUGUACAAACAGAACUUCUCUAUUCGACGCGUUCCAGACGUCGUGGCACAUUCAGGAUCCGCCCUUUUGCAUUUCUUCAGCGAUGAUGCGUACAAUAUGUCUGGAUUCAAUAUAUCCUACAAGAUCAACGGAUGCCCAACGACUGACUCGAGUCUCGUGUGCUCGGGACAUGGUUUCUGCGACGAAGGAAUCUGCAAUUGUGAUGCUUUUUAUAUUGGAUCCGCCUGCAAUGUGCCAAUUUGUCCAAACAACUGUUCCGCCCAUCUCGGCCAGGGAGUCUGUGAUCGCGAGGGUCAUGCAUGCUCGUGCAAUGCUGGCUUUGCAGGCAGCGACUGCUCGCAGCUGGAGUCCCUGGGAUACUGGGACACAGUGGAGCCUGACUUUGCUCCAGAUGGCAGUGCUUCGCAUGGGGCUGCUGUUUGGCGCGAUACUCUGCACAUAAUUGCUGGAGAGAGUUAUGGACGUGGUCAGUUGCUCACAAUGUAUGAUUUCAAUGGGAAUGUUUGGGAAACGGCCCAUGUUGAGGGGACAAAUUAUCCAGAAAUUCGCUAUGGAGCUUCCACAGUGAUGUACGGUGACAAGAUCUUCAUGUAUGGCGGUGUAAUUGGGAACAAGGGCGUCUGUGGAGAAUUGUGGGCAUUCGAUGUGAGUGCACGUAGUUGGGAAAAUAUCACCGUGAAGAUUGAUCAGUGCAAUGCAACGUAUGCCAUGUGUGGACCAUUGAAAUCUGCUGGGCAUACAGCCACCCUGAUUCCAGGGUAUGAAAAUGGGAAGAAAGGCAAUUAUCAGUAUAUGGUGGUGAUUUUUGGGCAUUCACCCCAAUUUGGCUACCUCAAUACCGUGCAGGAGUACAAUUUUGGGACGAGGGAAUGGAAAAUUGUGAAUACGAGGGGUUUUCCUGUGAAGGGAGGAUAUGGACAUAGUGCCAGCUAUGAUUGGCUGACGGAGAAAAUUUAUGUCUAUGGGGGAAUUGUGUCUGAAAGUGAGAGUAAUCAAUUGCUUAGCAAUCGAUUGUACAGCUAUGAGCCUUUUACACGAACCUGGACACUUCUCACAUCAGCUUCCACAGCAAGAUUCCUGCAUACGGCUAAUUUUGUAUCACCUGGACUUAUGAUGGUAUUCGGAGGAAAUACUCACAAUGACACUUCACACAGUUUUGGUGCCAAGUGCUACAGUCGUGAAUUAAUGGUGUACGAUGUAAUCUGCGAUUCCUGGCACAGUCAACGGAUGCCGGCGGAAUUGAGAACGGAUCUGGCAAGAUUUGGUCAUUCGGCGGUGAUUUUUGAAAAAUCUCUGUAUAUCUAUGGGGGAUUUGAUGGUCAGAUGAUUGGGGAUAUGAUAAAGUAUAGUCCUGGGAAUUGUCAUAGUCUCCAGAAACCAGAAUCUUGUCUCAAUAGCCGUCCGGGAGUGAAGUGCGUGUGGGAUAUUCAAAAGUCCAAAUGUCACGCGGUGUCAGAUGUUCAGAAGACUGUAGUUUUUAGCAGGGAUCAGGAUGUCUAUAUGACAUGUCCGGAAGUGAGUAGAAUUAAGAUGACGCAACAGCAUCUCCAUGAUGCUGAACGUUGUGGUGAACUCAGUGAUUGCCAGAGCUGUGUUUCGACAUCUUUCGGAUGCACUUUCUGUGGUGGAAAUGGGGGAUCGUGUACGAAGGACAAAUGCAGGGAAGUCCUAAUAGAUGGCAAUGGGAAUCUUUCCGUCCCCAUUCGGGAGAUUGAUCAGUGUAGUAGGGAUCCAAAUCCAGUAUGUUUGCAAUUGCACGGAUGUCAGGCUUGUACGGCUAAUGUUCUUUGUCAUUGGGAUUAUGAGGCUAGUCGGUGCAAAGCGGCUGGAAAUCGUACAGCCAAUGACAUUGCUGACACUCUCCCAUGUCCACCGGCCUGUGCUGCCCUUACGAGUUGCGAAAAUUGCACUCAGGGUGAGUGUAUCUGGUGCCAAAAUGAACAACGCUGUGUGGACAAGAAUGCCUACACGGCGAGCUUUCCGUAUGGGCAGUGCAGAGAGUGGACAACACUGUCCAGUAAGUGUCGGGCAGCGGUUUCCGGGAAGUCUCAGUGUGGAUUCUAUCGGACGUGCUCACAGUGCAGGGAUGAUCCGGCCUGUGGCUGGUGCGAUGAUGGUUCCCGAACGGGGCUGGGGAAGUGCUUGCCGGGAGGUGAUAGUGGACCCCAGGAGGAGAUGGAGUGCCCCGUCCACAGAUGGCACUUCACUCAUUGUCCCAGUUGUCAGUGCAAUGGUCACAGCACCUGCAUCGAUGGCUACACUUGCCGGCAGCCCUGUGGGAAUCUCACCACAGGGCCCCAUUGCGAUAAAUGUCGCACGGGCUAUUGGGGCAAUCCAGUGAAUGGGGGCACAUGUCAGAGGUGCGAAUGCAAUGGACAGGCCACUCAUUGCAACAGUGAAACGGGAAAGUGUUACUGCAGCACAAAAGGUCUUGCAGGGGAUCACUGUGAGAAGUGUGAUGCCACAAAUCACUAUCAUGGGGACCCUAGUAAGGGGAGCUGCUACUACGAUCUCACCAUUGACUAUCAGUUCACGUUCAAUCUGUCCAAGAAGGAUGAUCGUCACUUUACACAAAUCAACUUCCGCAAUUCACCUAUGAAGUCAGAUGUUGAUGCGGACUUUACCAUCAUCUGCAGUGUUCCGGCAAAAAUGAAUAUCACAAUUCGGACGGCUGGAGGCCCCGAAAAACCCCUCAUCACAGGAGUCAAUUGCUCCACUUUUAGGCAUCGCUUCUCCAAAACGGAACAUCUCUUUGGGGUGGAGGACAAUGUGACGCUAACUACGUUCUACGUCUACGUCUAUGAGUUUCAACCACCGCUCUGGAUACAGAUUGCGUUUUCGCAGUAUCCUAAACUUAAUUUGCAACAAUUCUUCAUCACUUUCUCCACUUGCUUCCUUCUUCUGUUGCUCAUGGCAGCAAUUUUGUGGAAAAUCAAACAGAAGUACGAUAUGUUUAGGAGACGACAGAGGCUGUUUGUGGAGAUGGAGCAAAUGGCUUCACGUCCGUUCAGCCAAGUCGUGGUGGAAAUUGAAAACAGGGAAUGCAAUGAGCUUUCACCGGCUGUUGAGACGAUAACGAGUGUCCCUAAAAAGCGAAAAAAGGACGCACCAAGUCCCAUUGCCCUGGAACCGUGCAGCGGUAAUAGAGCUGCGGUUCUUUCACUUCUAGUCCGGCUGCCAACGGGUGGCCAUCAACAUGCUCCGCCAGGGCAGGUGGCUGGAUUGGCGGUGGCAAGUGCUCUUGUGACUCUUGGCAAUCCACGAAGGCCAUCCAUUGAGCACCCCAAGGAGCCUAAAGCUAAACGAAAACAGAGUCAACAUCCAGACAGUUGUAUAUAAAAAAAAAUUAUAUAUAUUAAAAAAAAGCAUGGAAAAUAGGAAGAAAAAGAGAUAGGAGAGUGUUUUAUGAAAAGUGUUUUGAAAGAUAGGCGAGUUUCCAAGAACAAAAACCCUCUGGCCAAGAAGGUUAAAAAAAAAACAAUAUGGAAGAAGGAUACUGUGUGAAUGUGUGCGCUGCUAAUGUGAAAAGAUAUAGGUAUUAGUUUAUUAACUUAGGGAUUAUGUAAAUCUCUUUUUUCAUAUUUGAUUGAAAAAGAAAAAUUUUACCUCUUAAGUCUAUUUAGAUACAAAAUAAUAAAAAAAAGAUGAUAUGAAUACACCUAUUCCCACGUAUUUAAUCAAUUUUAACUUUACAAAAAAAGUUAUAUUUUUUAUGAAAAUUGUGCUAAAUAGUGAAAACAAAUUGAAAAAAAAAGAAUCAAAUUGAGUAGAAUUUCUGCAGACGAAGUAGUGUUUGAACGAAAAGACAUUUUACUGCUGCCACUGAUAAAGAUUUAUUAAAUAUCUCAAUAACAAUUUAAGUAUAGGUAUUUGUGCUCCCUUUUUCCCCUCCGAAGUGUAUUUUGAGUUCAUUUUUAGCUGUGAUUCUUUCACAAUCACAGCCAUUGUAAUGUUGCGGUUCAGUCAAUUUUAUUUUUUAAAUAUCAAGUCACUCGGAUUAAAUACACACGUUAUGAUAAAACAGAAUAGAGGUGAAGAAGUGAAAACAUAUAUUCUAACAAUUUAAAAUAAUACAUAAAAUAGAAGAUAAAAAGAAAGACGUGAAAGAAAAAAAUUACAAUGUAAAACAUUUUAGAUAAAAUACAAUACUCAACAAUAUUAAUUUUUAAUGUGAUAGCAUUAGAUUUGUAGGAUUUUUAAAAUGAAAUGACGAUGAUUUGGAGGCAAAUAGUGAGCCAUUGUAUGAUUAAUAUUGAGCAGCACGUGUGGAUUUUUGCUUCUACAAAACACUCAUUUUUUUAAAAUUUUAUUCUGUUAUUGUUUAAUGUUUUUUUUUUUGGAAAUUAAAUUUUCAAUUGAUGCAUCUUAUUUAAUGCUUUUACUCUACUUACACAAAAAAUUACAGCAUUAGUCGCGGUUGGUGUAUUGAUAAAAAGACAAUUUUCCAUUUUUCUUUUUAAAAUAUCCUGUUUUUCAAUUUUUCAAUUUUAACACAACGACUAUUAUAAAAAAGCUCCAAUUUUUGUGGAAAAAGAUAAGGUAGUUUAAUAGUAAAACUUUAUAAAUUGUCAGAUAAACAAAAUUUUUAAAUCAUAUUUUAAAAGUAUAUUAAAUAAUAUUUUAAUCAAGAGUUUUGAAUAUUAUUUGUCAAAGUAAAAGUCUUAUUAAAAUUGUAUUAAAUAUUACUUGAAAUUAAAAAAAAUACUCUGACAAAAAAUUUGUAGACAGAAGUUGAAAAUGGUUUCAGUCCAUAAAUUUGUCAAAAUCCUUUUACUUUAACAGAUAAGUUUGUAAUUUGAAUAUAUUACAAACCAGGUUGGUUCUAUCAUACUAGGAUUUUCACAAUUUAAUUUUGAAUUCAAUUGAGCCAAUUGAGCAUUAAAAGAUUUCUAGAAUUUACUUGAAAAUUCUCACAGCCAGACACAUUUUGCAGGAAAUUUGCUCAAUUUUAAAUAGUUCCGCGAGAUUUUUGAUUGUGAAUGACUCCGGAAAAUGUGUCACUUAUCUGUUAUGCAAAAGAAUUCCUAAAGCCAUAAGAAAGGGUUGUAGGCAGGGGGACUCAUGAAGAUACUCUCAUACAGUUUGGAGUAUCUUGUUGAAAAUCUGUAUCAAGUCAUCCCAACUGAGAUUUUUCGACACAACAAUGUCCUUCGAAUUACUUUGGAGGAACUCAACAAAUUACUCCCAAAACUGAAGCUUUACUCGCGUACAAGUUUAUCACUAAUCACUAUACUUAUUUUAUUUUUUUUGGCCACAAAUAAUAAUUAAUUACGAGUGAAUAAAUUUAAUAAGAACAAUUUGGUUCAAAAGGAUACUUGUUUACUUGCAAUAAAAUUGAAAUUAAUGAGCAAUUUUAACAUUUUAUUUUGCUGAAUUCAAAUUUAAUUGAGCAACCAUAUUUAUAUUAUUUUAGCAUAUUUAAACAUAUUUUGGUGCGCUAAGUACUUUAUAUCAAUAAAUAAGCGAAAAUCUAUCAAUUAAAAUGAUUUUUAAUACAAAAUAACGCAUAGGAACAAUUCAUCUGAAAAUUUAAUUGAAUUUACAAAUUAAAAAAAUCCUAGUAUGAUAGCACGGUUAAGCAUGCUCAGUAAGCAUGCAAGUUGGUUCGUAAACGUUUUUUUCUGACAAAUUUUCAAUUGCUUCCGUGGGUACUACCGCAGUAAAAAAAAGAGUUAAAAGUAUUGAAACAUUAUUGUCUUUCAAAAGCUGUCUGAAUAUUUUAAAGUUUAGUAACAUUAUUGAUAGGUCUCAAGAAGGUCUAGAAUAGACCAUAUUUAAAAAAAAGAAAAAAAAAUUAAACAAAAUAGUGUUUUCGAUAUUAGCACAGGAAAUUAAUAAGGGACCCGUUUUAUACACGAUUUUCAAAAACUUUUAUUAAAAGUUGCGAGAGAUCAAAGCAGUGAUCACCCUUAAUAAAUUUGGAAAAAAAAUCAAAUAAAAGGUUGGAUUGCCAUUAAAAAAUUAUUUUUUCAUAAUUAUUCGUCGCUUUUAACGAAUUGUCUUUUGCAAUAUGAGUUCCACUAGUAACUAAUAGAAAACAUUUUGCAAAAAAAAAAAACAAUUAGUAAAAAGCAGCAAAUAAUUUUCAAAAAAUAACCUUAUUUUGGGGUGACAAUCCAACAUACAUGCUUUACUUACAUGAUUUCUUUAUGAGCCCGAAAUAUAUAGUGAAAUGAAUCUGGGAUAACUAUUUUUUUUUUCAGUUUAUCAUUCUCAAAAUUAUAAAUAAUGUUUAAAACAUCGAAAUUUAAAGUAUCACAAAAAUCUGCCUAGUUUAAAAGGUUGAUUUAUUGAAAUAACUGCUUAUCCAAACCUUCACGACUUUGUAAGUUCGAACUGGUAGGGUCAUUAUUUAUUCGUUAUUAUUUACUUAUUUUUCUCAAAGAAAUAUUCGAAUUAUUUUUAGUAUGAUUAUAAUUAUUACUAAUAAGUAACCCAGAGCAUGAUUUUUAUAAUGUCUACUCAGAUGAAAAUUUCUACACAAAAAUUGGAGUUAUAUUUCUUGAAAAUUCACUCUAGCUUCUUCAGUUGGUAAACUAAACAAUGUUUAGGAUUUUUUGAAAGGAAAUCGUGAAAAUAUGCUUUUUUUCUAUACUCUACAUCUCUUAUUUUUAGUAUCUGUUCAUGUGUGUACAAGCACAAUUUAUUUUACUUCCUUUGCUAAUUUUAUGUUACUCAUUGAGAAACAAAAUCGUUUUACAAUAGAUAAAAAAAACUGAGAACAUUUCUUUAUGAUUGAAUCAAGGGUAUUUAGAGAAAAAAAUUAAAUUGUAUCUGUAUUGGAGAUUACUGAUAAUAAUGCUGCGCAAAAAAAAAGAAAGAAGUAAAUAAUCAUAUGGAAAAAGGGUACUUAGAAGUGAAAGAUGAAAUAAAUAUGAUAGUAAAGUGUGAGAAAACAAAAUUAAUUGUAUAAUAAAAAAUACAGAUAAAGGCUGAAUAAGUAAGAAUUUUCACAAUUGUACGUGAGGAAAAGAUUUAUAUACAGAUGAUAUAAAAAUAAGUAGUUGUCCCUCGUAUAGAACUACAAAAAAAAAAAAGAAAAUGCUUCGUCAAAGUAUUUUGUUUCUGCGUUCUUUUGCUCAAUGAAUCAACUGAGAAAAAAGUCUGUGAAUAGAAAUUUCACAGUGAAAUAAGAACAUGAAGAAUAGAGUCAUUAAAAAUAUAUAAUUGAAAUCUGUGUGGUGGAUAUUGGAUCAGAGAAGAAUAGUUGUACAAUAAUUUAAAAAGAAAGAUAUCAAUUGUUUGCCAUUGUCAUAGUGCUUCUUUUCUUUUAGAUUUGAUCACUUCAUUAUGACCUUUUUGCAUAUCAAAUUGUUGGUCAUUCUGUCGAAAAGGGUUUUAUUUCCAUCAAAUUGGAAAGUGUAUCAUCAACAGAAUUCAGUUAAUAAGUAACAAAGUGUUCAUGCAAAUAUCUUUAUACAAAUAAUUUGAACUAAUGCAUUUUUGUUAAACUUAUCAUUUCAUUGUGUUUUUUUUAAUAUUAAUUUACAUAACUUUUUUUGAGUAUUAGGUUUUUUAUAUUUUAUUAAAUGUGUGAAGUAUGAGUGAAUAGUAGUAUUCUAUAUUAAAAAACAAAAACAGUUUCCAAAUCUUUCUUUAAAGAAGAAUAGAGAACCCUUUGAAACAAUAUUAUUAUUUUUAUAUGAUGUUUUCUCAUUUUAUUUUGUUUGUAACUACUGAUUUUUGUAAAUACUAUAUUUUCUAGAAAUUGAAUUAAAAGAUAUUUUUUACGUUUACUGAAUUCAUUAUUGGACAAAAACAUUAAUUAUAUAUUAUUGAGAAAAGAAUUGUACAUAGACAUUACAAUAAAGAGAGGAAUCAGUUGGAAAUGAUAAUAAAAGCAUGAUUCUUUAUGAAAUAUU